This is a messenger RNA of Octopus bimaculoides (California two-spot octopus), 2687 nucleotides long. RefSeq lists its product as uncharacterized. The record is from RefSeq and is a predicted model, not a curated record. Gene Ontology annotation, molecular function: DNA-binding transcription factor activity. Gene Ontology annotation, biological process: regulation of transcription by RNA polymerase II. Lineage: Eukaryota; Metazoa; Mollusca; Cephalopoda; Octopoda; Octopodidae.
CCUCUUUCUCCCCUCUCGUUUUGUCUUCCUGUUCUCUCUUUCGCUCUCCCUCCGUCUCUCUACUUCCCCUUCACUCACAUUUGUUUGUCUGCCGUUUGCUUAAUAACCGACAACAGUCAGUCAAAAAGGGUGUGAGCGUGAAGGUUGGCUAUGUCUGGCCCACAUGAUAAUCGGAUUCUUACCUAUAUAUUUUACUUGUAGUCGAAGGCAACAUCAAUUCGCGCUGACACGCUAAUAAGACAAAAUCAUACACAUACAUACACACACACACACGCACAUACACAUAUACAUGUGUGUAUGUACACAGUAAUCACACAAAACACUUAAGUACGCGCAUACGCACGUACUUUUAUCUUUCUUGAGAUUUACGAGCAGGCACAUAGAAGGGUCUUCCUGCUCAAAGUACUUCCGUGUGUGCGUGGUGAAUCGAGCCAGUACUGUGAAACAAGCAUCAACGGCAGUUGACAUCCAGUAUAUUAGAUGUAUUUACCCCGUUGACAGUGACAAGAUCUUAAUACAACAGAAUAAAGGCGACGACUACGAACAAAAGACAAGCUGUACCGUGUUAUCGCUAUUCACUCAUUGUCUGUGUAUACUACUGCCAGUUUAAUAGAAGGAUAAAUUACUAUAACGGAAUAUAAAUGUAUAUCUAGAUAUACGUACACAAAUAUCUAUCUAUCUAUGUACGAAUUUGUCUUACCUGGAGAUUUGGAUUCAAAUGUACAGAUGACCUACUGAAGACUGCAGGUUAUCCAUGAGUGAAUAGAAUAAAAUGACAUCAAAUAUUCAGAAACCAAAUUAACAGACAACUUGUAUAUAUAAUGUUCCAGAAAUUCACUCGGAAGUCUACGACUUUGAUUUAUUUAAAUAUUAAUCCAAAUAUACAUAUAUAACACACGUGCUUACACAUCCACUCAUACACACAGUCCCACAUACAUAUCCAUUUAAUCAUCGUUCAUAUACGCAAAUCAUUACACCAACCCUCCCCCACUUUACAUAAUUCCUACACAAUCCAUGAUGCUGUAUCACCAUAUUUACGUGGUCAGUUUAUCAUAGAAUUAAAGUAAGUUUAAACAUGGAUGCUGGUCAUUUGUACAUGAUUAAAGAAGAAGCUACAGAUCGUAACACUGAGAGUAGUCUUUUGGCCGCUGCUGCUGCCGUUAAGCAGCAGCAGAAAUUGAAUAGAAGUGGUGAAACACCACUCUAUUGCUCAACAGAAAGGAUUCUAAAAAACAACCCACACCAGAAAGUUGCACCCGACCAAAUUAGAGACGGCAUUCGACGCAUUACAGAAAAGUAUGAUUCAUUAGGUAAAAUGUUGUCGCAGUGUGAUAAUACGAGAAAUAAUUUGAAAAAAACACCCAUGUCCGACGCAUCUUCCGAUAUUUCUGAUGUGCCGCCCUCGACAGCAAGCACGUCAAGCACAGGUGUUUCAGAAACUCUUUCAGAGCACGAUCUCCUUCAGGUUGAAAUGUUUUAUAAAAGUCACAAGACUGAAGUAUUUGUUUGCCACUGUCAAGCAAAUUUAUACUUCGGCUCUGUGCGCCAGUCAUCCGAAUGUGAUCAAUGGGAAUAUGCCAUGACAGGUAUACCGUUGUUAGUGCUAGACACUGGCGAACAUCACCGGAAAAGAAGACUACAUUUCAUUCUUGCUGAAAAAGGAACGGGUUUUGUGAUGUGGAAAGAUGUAAUAGAUCAUUUGACAAAAUAUAGCGCUCCAAGUUCGAGUUUCCACACCUUGCACAUCUCUAUCGACCAUACGAAAUUAGCUGGCCUCAGCUUUGAUGACACUGAGGCAGCGGCUCAGUUCUACGAAGUUUUACGACAGUUAACCUCUGACCCAAAUGACGACAUCCUUAACUUAAGCCGGUCGAAGAAAAACAAAAAGAAAGAACAGAAACCGAAAAAUAAGAAAUUCAAAGCUCCCAGAAAAACAGACAUAUCGCAGCCUUGUUGUUUCGUUCAUGUUACUAAACUGGAACGCACAGACAAUAGCGGCAAUGCCGCUUGUGCGUUCAAAAGUACGCUCCCAAGUGAAAUGAAACAUUCAAGUAGUUCUGAGCUGUCAGAAGACUCCGCUACUGAGCAGUAUAAGUAACUGUGUAAACUAGUCCGAUUAAACAGUAAAAAUACAUAUUUUCAAGAAACAUAUUUUGAACAAACCAUAGCAGUUGGCAUAUAAAAACAAAUGGACGUUAAAAAAAAUGUAAGAAUAAAAAACUAACAUAUAGCUUGGAGUGAUAUAUAUAUAUAUAGGUAUGUAUGUAUGUAUAAACAAGAAUGAUAUAUCGUGGUAACAAUCUUCUAAGCAAUAGAAAAGUGAUUACCGAACAAAAAAAUGACGAAAAGAAAUAAGUAUUAACAGAUAAAAAGAAACUGAAAACAGAAUGGGAGAAAAAAAUGUUGAAACAUUGGGAGUUAUUAGGUUUUUGUUGAUUUUUUUUUCCCAUUAAUUUUUCUCUUUUAUUAUUAUUUUUUUUUUUUUCUUUGUCUCCGAACUGAAAGGGACAGUAAAUCGCCUUAAGAAAUACUGAAUGGAAAGAAAAGAAAAGUACAGCAAUAUUUUUCAGAAUUGUGUUGCUUUUAUAUAUUUUCGUAUGAAGAUGAAAGGAUAAAGUUUAGUUAACAAAUCUUUAAAAAAAAAUGACAAAAAAGAAAGAAAUAAACAUCUUUAAAAACACAUCAAA